Messenger RNA from Uncinocarpus reesii 1704, 1587 nucleotides. RefSeq lists its product as uncharacterized. Bases 1 to 1587 code for a protein of 528 amino acids. The transcript has 4 exons. Gene Ontology annotation, biological process: amino acid transmembrane transport. The record is from RefSeq and is a predicted model, not a curated record. NCBI's taxonomy places the organism in Eukaryota, Fungi, Ascomycota, Eurotiomycetes, Onygenales, Onygenaceae. Gene Ontology annotation, cellular component: fungal-type vacuole membrane. Gene Ontology annotation, molecular function: L-tyrosine transmembrane transporter activity; L-serine transmembrane transporter activity; L-lysine transmembrane transporter activity.
AUGAGGCAGCAGUCGGAGGUUUCGCGGGGAGCGUCCACAGCACCCGUUCCCGUCGGUAUGCUAUCUUGCUCUCGAAUUCGGCUCACGCUCAAAGCCUCAGUCUCUAAUUUUCUCAUCAGUCGACAUACAGGAAAACGAGAUGUCGGCGUCGCCGGACAGGCCAGCUGGGUUAGCAGCGUUAUCAAUCUGCUGAACACAAUCGUGGGCGCCGGAGUUUUAGCGAUGCCUCAUGCCAUUUCGCGGAUGGGAAUUACGCUGGGCGUGUUUGUGAUACUCUGGUCUGGAUUAGCUGCUGGGUUUGGGCUGUAUCUACAAGCGAGAUGUGCUGAAUAUUUGGAGAGAGGAUCCGCGUCUUUUUUCGCCUUAUCCCAGAUCACGUAUCCAAAUGCAGCGGUUCUGUUUGAUGCGGCCAUUGCUAUCAAAUGCUUCGGUGUUGGCGUCAGUUAUUUGAUUAUUAUCGGCGAUCUCAUGCCCGGAGUGGUGAUGGGGUUUGCGGGAGAUACAGGCUUCGAUUUUCUCUUGGACCGCCAUUUUUGGGUUACGGCUUUUAUGUUGGUUAUCAUUCCCAUCUCUUUUCUGCGUCGACUGGACUCGUUGAAAUACACAAGCGUUGUUGCCCUAAUAUCGAUUGGAUAUCUCGUUAUUCUCGUCGUUGCACAUUUCAUUAAAGGGGACACUAUGGAAAAUAGGAGUCCCAUCAGGGUGAUUGAAUGGGAGGGCAUCAUACCAACGUUGAGCGUCUUUCCCGUCAUCGUUUUCGCGUAUACCUGCCAUCAGAAUAUGUUUUCUAUUCUUAAUGAGAUCUCGAAUAACAGCCACUUUCGAACUACCAGUGUGAUUGCGGCAAGUAUCGGCACUGCCGCGUCCACCUACAUCCUCGUGGGUAUCACAGGAUACCUAUCCUUUGGCGACGCCAUCCAAGGGAACAUCGUCGGGAUGUAUGCUCCAUCCCUAUCUUCAAACAUUGCCCGUGCCGCAAUUGUCGUUUUAGUCAUGUUCUCCUACCCCCUGCAGGUCCAUCCCUGCCGGGCAUCCGUUGAUGCCGUCCUGAAAUGGCGAUGGAAUUCAAAGGCCUCCCGUGGCUCGUCAAACGUCUCGCCGAACCGUAACCCACUUUUGCCCCGUCCUAACAGGCAACCUGAAGAAAUGGGCGACACCCGCUUUGCUGCCAUUACAACCGUCAUCAUCGUUUUAAGUUAUAUCGUCGCAAUGACGGUUUCCUCCCUCGAAGCCGUCCUCGCGUAUGUGGGGAGCACUGGAAGUACUAGCAUCAGCUUCAUCCUCCCCGGUCUAUUCUACUACAAGAUCUCCUCGCCGGAAUCGGCCCUUCAUCAACGAAUCAUGAAAGAGGACGACGAAGCCGGUGCCGACGACUUUUCCGAUGAUUCUGUCGAUGAGGAUGUCGGUGGCGGCCUCCUCAGCGGAAGCGGACUUCUCUCGUCUAGUGGCCUUUUACGACGGAAUCGAAGACACUGGAAACGGGGCCUUCUCCGUAAACUCAGCUUGGCGCUGGCAGUGUACGGAGUCGUGGUUAUGACCGUUUGCCUUGUCACGAAUACGUUCUUCUUGGCCACGAAGAAAUCGUGA